AUGAUUGCAACCGCGUGUGCGCUCUACAGAGAGGUGCUCGGGAUUAAAAGGGGGAAGAAAAUUCACCACUAUGUGUUUGUCUACAAACGUAGAUCAGCUGCACGAUCGUUUGUCGGGACAGCCGUGGGGGAAGGCGAAGCACGCCAUGGUACAAGCGCGAGUCAAGGGGAAAAAAAAUGCUUGCGACAUUUGGUCAGACUGGAAAGGGAGUUAUAUGCUUUGUUGAAGGUGAGCAGGUGGGAAGAUCAUUUGCUGUCCCCAUCGGACAGAUUGCGCAGUGGGGCGGCGUCGAAUAGGGACAAAGGGUCCCCGCAGAAUGCAGCGCCAAUGGAGGCGCCAGGAGAACUCUCAAUUGAAGUCCCAGUGGACGCCCCAGUAGAAGCCACAGUAGAAGCCACAGUAGACUCCCCAGUCGACGCCUCAGUGGACUCCCCACUCCAGAUCCCAAACCGCCUGAACAAGUCAGUUCGAAAAUUGCACAAAUGGACCCCCUUGGAUAGUAAAAGAAACAGCAUUAUAGCCAGAACGGUGGAGGAAAAACAAAUCGAAGAGAUGCUCAAUCGUAUGUAUACCCUAAUGAGUAGAACCGCCUUGAGCAAAGUUCUCCAACUGAGCGAACAAGUCAGCAACAAGGGUCUGUACAAGACGAUUUUAAUGAAGUACCUCCAUAAGAUUAACAGGAGGGAUAGAAGGGGAGUACCCCGCGGAGGGAGCAUCAGCUGGAGAGAAGGCACGACGAACCAGUUGUUAAGCCUCUUCCAUAUGUGUGCAGACUACUACGUCCGCAUGCAGGAGGAUAGGAGCGGCGACACGAGGAUACACACCUGUGAGGGGAACCAAUUUGAGGACACCCCCAAUGUGUGCAGAGAGGUAAUUGCAGCCCUCGCACAGGCACUUCGCAAAAAGUUGGUCCGCUUCAAACUGAGGGAAAUGAACGAUUUGGUAACGGCUCUGCUUCGACUGAGAAUGGUUGACCCGUUUGUGGUGAGUGAGGACACCACGAAUGAUCUGAUGGAAAGGUUCUCCUCUCGACUGUUCCGAGUGAACUGUGCUGUGAUGGAAGCGGGGAGAGGUGGAACCAGAAGUGAGUGCGCAGCGGUGGAAACAGGAGGCGGCAGCAAAGACAGAGACGCUGGCCACGUUGUCGAUGAGGAGGGUACACCGGCGGUAUUUUCAAAAGGAGAAGCGGGGCGCGCCCCCCCCUCUUGCGCACCUCCAUCUGGAGCGAUUAACCUGGGCGAUUUGGCCAAACUCCUGUACCAACUUGUUACGAUACAGAAGCGUCGUAUGAGUCAGAAGGAAGACUCAUCUUCGGACAGAUUCACAAAGGAGCAGACAAACCUAGUGAAUGCUAUCCUCGCGUAUUCAAAAAAUGAGAUUAAAAAUGGCACAGAUGUUAAGAAUAAGCUCUUCUGGCCAAGUUGCACUUCCCUUCUUUACAGCUUAACCGUUUUGUAUAGCAAAAAAUGGCACACGGAUUGUAUAGAAAUAUAUGACCACGCAGUGAGGACAUAUGAUGAAUGUUUCGAUGUUGACUUAGCCGAACUGGUUAGCCUUCACUGCUACGACUUCAGCAACUUCGGGAAGGAGCACUGGCCUGAGGAGGAGGUGAAGAGAACAUGUCUUCUUCGGAGCAUUUCCCAUUUUUGCAACUCCAAGGCGAUAUCGAUUAGGUUCGUCCUUUCCAUGAAGGAGCAGCCCGCGGAGAGGCACACGUUCCUCUCCCUUGAGGAGUUAAUCAAGCUGACGUACGCCGUGACCUUUUUUUACAAGAAAACGGAAUCGUCAGAGGAGGAGAUAAGAACGAAGUGGAGUCACCGUGUCAGGGGAGUCAUCUCGUCAUUGCUGCUUCUCACGGACGGGUUAGUGGAGCGCGCCGUUUUGGAUGUCCUUCCGGUGGGGCGGCAAAAUGAUACGGACGAGGGAAACACACGUGGCCGCGCCCUCCUCAAACGACUGAGCCAUUUAGCAAAUGUAUACUACGAGCACCACAUUGGGGACAUGAAGGUCCUCUGCGCCAUAACCGUCUUAAUUAGCAAAUGCAGGGAUGUCGAUCUGGUCGUCCUGAGCAACAUCCUAAAUAUAUUUACAAAAUUAGACUUUUCCUACGACGGUUAUUUUGUUUGUUUUUUCUUUUCGAACUGUUUGGGGAAGGGAUACCUGGGUGAGGAGGUCUUGCGAGCGUGCUUUUUCCAGCCGAAUGGGGGUAGGCAACCUCCGUUGAGCGAUCACACUGAUGAGAGAAACGCCGUCCAGAAGGAGAAGGAAAAAAAACCGAUGGCCUUCUACAUAUGGAGAGCUUUCAUCAAAUGCGUGAAGAGGAGUGUGGCGGACAAGCAGAAGUGGAAGGACCUCUCCCCCGUGAAUAUCACCAAACUGGUGAAUGGGCUGAUGCAUUUCAAGUGCCUGGAUAAGCAGUCCAUAGAGGUCCUCACGAAGAUAAUAUUAGCGCAGUAUACGCGGGGGGAAGCAGUUGGGAUUAUAAACGGGGCGUGUCGCAACGGAGAAGAAGCCUAUCAGAGAGCAGCUAAGGUAGCACACUUCAACCUGGUCUCGCUAGGCUCGCUCCUCAACUACAUGAGCGUGACUGACGACAUCCAGUGCUACGAAGCGAAGAUAAAGCUCGUUAAAAUGAUAGCAGAGAAAGUAGUGAACCGGGAGAAUUCGUUCGAUGCGAGGUUGCUAUGCAGCAUUUAUAUCAGCUACGCCAGAUUGAAUAUACAUGACGUAGGUCUCUUUUACUUAAUAAGGAAGAGACUUAAAUCGAGUCAGUUAAACGAUCUGAACCUUUUGAGUAUGCUUUCCUAUAUGAAUAAAGCGGGAAUAUAUGACGAGGGACUUCUUCGCACUUGCUUUAAUAACGCCUUUACCAAGUGGAGAAACAAAACGAAGCAACGAUUGUCCUAUGCAGUUCACCUUUUAUUCAUCUUAACCUCCAUAAGUCAGACUUUCCUCUUUGAUAGUUUCCACAAAAUUAUGUGUUGCGCGUUGGAAAUCAUUUCAUAUCUGUACAGUGUGUGCAAGGAUGAGGAGGAAACAGAAAAAAGAAGAAAAAAAAAAAAAAAAUUAUCGUACAACUUCUUCUCCAUGUUGCUUAUCAGUCUGCACACUUUUUACCACUUCUUCUUGGACAUCCACUUGGGGGGAAAUGCCGGAAGAGUGCUAGACAGUGUGAACAGAGACUAUCUGAACAUGUUUCAUUUUUUUUUAUGUCAACAUUGGGAAUCGGUGGAGGGGAUGGGCGCCACCAAUUCGCAAAUUCAGAGGAAUGUACUGACCGCGCUGCGCCAGGUGGUGAGUAAAGAUGUCUGCAUCUCCUACGAGUACGCCUUGCGCGGCACGCCAUACCUGGUUGACAUGGUACUGCACCGGGGAGGCGCAACUUGCCCAACAUUCUUCAAAUUUUUACCGCCCCGCGCCUCCAUCAACAAUUGGCUAAUCCGUAGUAGCAGUUCGCAUAAGACCGAAAUGGAGUUAACCCUUGGCGACUCUCCCCACACCGCUACGUGUAAUUCCCCCGUACUGCAGUAUGUCCCCUUUAAAAUCUGUUUUCAUUCCCCAGCAUACAAAAAGGGGAAUGAAAAGUCAUGCCCCCACAAAAUGCAGCAGUGA
This is a messenger RNA of Plasmodium inui San Antonio 1, 3612 nucleotides long. RefSeq lists its product as hypothetical. The transcript is spliced from 2 exons. The record is from RefSeq and is a predicted model, not a curated record. Bases 1 to 3612 code for a protein of 1203 amino acids. NCBI's taxonomy places the organism in Eukaryota, Apicomplexa, Aconoidasida, Haemosporida, Plasmodiidae.